Molecule: messenger RNA, 489 nt
Organism: Metarhizium album ARSEF 1941
Lineage: Eukaryota; Fungi; Ascomycota; Sordariomycetes; Hypocreales; Clavicipitaceae
Product: Vacuolar ATP synthase 16 kDa proteolipid subunit
Exons: 5
Coding region: 1-489 (162 amino acids)
Biological process (GO): proton transmembrane transport
Cellular component (GO): proton-transporting V-type ATPase, V0 domain
Molecular function (GO): proton-transporting ATPase activity, rotational mechanism
Source: RefSeq, a predicted model, not a curated record
AUGGUCUCCGAGCUCUGCCCCGUCUAUGCGCCCUUCUUCGGCGCCAUGGGUUGCACAUGUGCCAUUGUAUUCACCUGUCUGGGUGCUUCAUACGGUACCGCCAAGUCUGGUGUUGGCAUCGCUGCCAUGGGUGUCCUCCGCCCUGACCUGAUCGUCAAGAACAUUGUUCCCGUCAUCAUGGCUGGUAUCAUUGGUAUCUACGGUUUGGUCGUGUCUGUCCUCAUCUCCGACGGCCUGAAGCAAGAACUCCCUCUGUAUACCGGCUUCAUCCAGUUUGGUGCUGGUCUGGCUGUCGGCCUUGCCGGCCUUGCCGCUGGUUUCGCCAUUGGUAUUGUCGGCGACGCUGGUGUCCGAGGAACCGCCCAGCAGCCCCGUCUCUUCGUUGGCAUGAUUUUGAUUCUCAUCUUCGCCGAAGUCUUGGGUCUGUACGGUCUCAUCGUUGCCCUGCUCAUGAACUCCAAGGCCACCCAAGACACUGUGUGCCAGUAA